Oncorhynchus mykiss (rainbow trout) is the source of this 2273-nucleotide messenger RNA. The record is from RefSeq and is a predicted model, not a curated record. Lineage: Eukaryota; Metazoa; Chordata; Actinopteri; Salmoniformes; Salmonidae.
AUGGUCGCCCGGCCCACACUGUCCGGUGUGCUGAUGGAGGCUCGUCGGAUCCGAGUCACCCUACAGUACUUGGUGGACUGGGAGGGCUACGGCCCUGAGAAGCGAGCGGAAUACUCCACAGACAGCAACCUCUACCCUGUCUGUCCACUGGGCCAGUUCCCCUGUGGAAACCUGUCUGUGUGCCUGCCCCAGCUUUACCACUGCAAUGGGGUCCAGGACUGUACUAACGGAGCUGAUGAGGAAAACUGCGUACUGGACGUGUUUCCAGAGGUAUGUUUCUGUGAGGGCAGGAGAAUAAACUGUAACAAAAAGGGUCUACUCAGCAUCCCAACUGUGUCUUCCAAUAUAACAGCUCUUGAGCUGAACAGCAACCAGAUAACUGCUCUCCAACCAGACCAGUUCAUCCGCUACAAACACCUUGAGAGACUACACCUGGAAGACAACAGGAUCAAAAGAAUCUCCAAGCAGGCAUUCUCAGGACUCUACUCACUAAGAAGACUAUUUCUCAGUCAGAAUCGGAUUACGUUGUUGAAGGCUGGCAUUUUUCAAGACCUUUGGAACCUGGAGUGGCUGAUUCUUGAUGAAAAUAGAAUAGCAUCUCUGAGACAGAAAUCGUUUGAGGGGCUGAAAUCGUUAUUUUUCCUGUCUUUGCUGAACAAUUCCCUAGAAUCCUUCCCCAAGAAAUCUGUCUGCCAGGAAAUGCCUAGAUUAAACUGGCUAGAACUGGAGGGGAACAAGAUAUCAUCUUUGUGGGUUUCCAGCUUUCAAAACUGCACCACUCUGACAGUAUUGGCUCUUCGAAAAAACAGAAUACAAACUAUUGAGGAGGGAAUAUUUUCCGGCAUGCCAAACCUGAUAGACUUGGACGUAUCUUUAAACAAAAUUGAGGAGUUCUCACCAACUCUAUUUACAAAUCUUCAAAACCUAAAACAGUUGAACAUCUCAAAUAACCCUCUGACUCAUAUCUAUGAUGAUCAGUUUGACAUGUUUGUCAAUUUGCAAUCUCUGAGUAUAGAGGAGGUCGACAUACCAAACAUCAGUAUUCAGAUGUUUCGCUCUCUUCGGAACUUGGCCCAUAUUUAUUUUAAGAAAUUUGAAUACUGUGGCUACUCUCCUAAUGUGCGAAGUUGCAAGCCAAACACGGACGGGAUUUCAACAUUUGAGAAUCUUCUUGCGAACAUCAUCCUUCGUGUUUUUGUGUGGGUGGUGGCCUUCAUCAUCUGCUUUGGCAACAUUUUUGUGAUAUGCCUGCGGUCUUGCAUUGCAUCCGAAAACCAGCACCACACCAUGGCCAUCAUAUCACUGUGCUGUGCUGACUGCUUGAUGGGAGUAUACCUGUUCUUCAUUGGUGCAUUCGACAUCAAAUACUGUGGAGAGUACAACAGACACGCCCAGCUGUGGAUGGAGAGCAUGCAGUGCCAGUUGAUUGGCUCUCUGGCCAUGCUGUCCACUGAGGUGUCAGUCAUGCUUUUGACCUACAUGACUAUGGAGAAGUACCUGUGCAUUGUGUUCCCCUUCCACAACUACAGAGCCGGACGGAAACAGACACUCUGCUACCUCAUCUUCAUCUGGGUCCUGGGUUUCAUAAUCGCCGUCAUUCCCCUCUGGGACAAGCAGACGUUUGGGAAUUACUACGGCAGGAAUGGAGUGUGUUUUCCACUUCACUCAGACGAGAUGGAGAAACCAGGUGCCCGAUGCUACUCCACUGGAAUAUUUCUGGGGUUGAAUCUCUUUGCAUUCGUCAUGAUCGUCUUCUCCUACACCAGCAUGUUUUACUCUGUACAGAAAACUGCUAAGACAGCAAGACAGUCCGUCUACAACAAGGAGGUCUCUAUAGCCAAGAGGUUUUUCUUCAUUGUUUUCACAGAUGCCAUGUGUUGGACACCUAUAUUCCUCCUAAAGAUCCUCUCUCUUUUACAAGUGGAAAUAGCAGGAACAAUCGUUUUAUGGGUGGUGAUCUUCAUCCUGCCCAUCAAUAGUGCCCUAAACCCCAUCCUGUACACCAUCACCACCAGCUCCUUCCAGGAGAGACUGAAACUCUGCCUGAAGGCCAAGUGCAAACAGACUGGGCUCAGGGAAACUUCCCAAAAAGUAUCUGAAGUCUACCAGAACCCCAGCCCUCCUCCUUAACAAAAAGGAACCUCUCAGUCAGGGAGCUAGCCAACCCUCCUGGGUGUACAGGCUUUUAUUCCAGUCCUUCUGGAACACACCUGAUUCAGAUCAUCAAGAUCUUGCAGAUCAUCUGAUUAAUAGGAUCAGUGUGUUUGAGCAGG